Messenger RNA from Coregonus sp. 'balchen', 8986 nucleotides. NCBI's taxonomy places the organism in Eukaryota, Metazoa, Chordata, Actinopteri, Salmoniformes, Salmonidae. The record is from the annotation of a GenBank genome assembly.
AUCUACGGUGUCUGCCUGAGAUCAAAAUAGUAGAGCCUUAUGUUUACAAACACUGGGCUUUGGAUAAAACGUACAAUUAUUAAUUGGUUAAGGAGACUAAUGCUAUCCGAGGAGCAACCAUGGCGAACUAUGUACUGGGCAUAGACAUAGGAACUACUUCAAUCAAGGUCGUGUUACUUGAUAUUCACUCAAAAGGAGUAACGGAUAGCGUCUCUUUGCCAACCAAGGCAGAUAUCAUCAGCGACGAAACGCAUGUAUGUGACAGGCACCUCUCUCUGAAUCGCCGUGCAUAAUGAGCUUUCAGUCUUUCAAAUGUACAGCCGUUUAAGCCUUUCAAGCUGCUGUGCAUUUGAUCUCAAAUUGUGCAUAAUCCUAUUGAUUUAUAGACCUCUUCUAAACUAUAUAUUAUAUGAUUGCUUUUCCUUUGUAGGCCAAAGAGCAGGACUCUGUACAAAUCAUAACGACUCUGAAUGAGUGCGUUGCCUCUCUGCCCAUAGACAAGCUCCAGAAUGUCAGUAGAAUUGGGGUGUCUGGACAAAUGCAUGGGGUUGUUUUCUGGAAAGCACAAACAGGUAAAACAACAAAAUGUGUGUCACCCACUAUUAUGUGGUAUACAUUUUUUUAUGUAGAAAUCACAAUGCUCUUUAUUCAAACAAGUCCUGUACCAUCACUGUCUACCCUCAGGCUGUGAUUGGUUAGGUGGAGACAGCGGUCACAUCUUCAGGCCUAGAGACACCAGUCAUCUAAUAACCUGGCAGGAUGGGCGCUGCAACAGUGAUUUCCUGUCUACACUUCCAAACCCAGACUCACAUCUCAGCAUAGCCACAGGCUUUGGUUGUGCCACUAUCUUCUGGUACAUGAAACACAGGUACAUAGGGCUAUAUCAUGCCUACAUGACUGGGCUGAUUUUGAUGAAUAGGUUUACUUCAUAUACAGCCAGUCGACUCCUAAUAAGUACACAUGUAGGAUAAGUGCAUGUCUAUUACACCCAGUUUACACUUAUCCUAUGUGCUCUUAUCAGGAGUUUACUCUAUAGACUAAUAGAUUCAGAAAGCUUGUCAUUAUUAUUUUCACUGUGUGUUUGAAUGCAGGCCGGGGUUCCUGUCUGAUUUCAUGGUGGCAGGAACCAUUCAUGACUAUGUGGUGUCCAUGCUGUGUGGCUUGGAGAGCUGUGUCAUGACUGGCCAGAAUGCAGCCAGCUGGGGCUACUUCAACACUGCCACCAACCAGUGGAACAUAGACAUGUGAGCACAAUAUCCUCUUCUUCUUCUUCUUCUUCUUCUUCUUCUAGCACCAAUUCUAUGCUUUUUAGUACAAAGGAUGUUAUUACUAACAUACUACAUACUGAACAUAAUAUGAAUGCAUGUGUUGUGUUAUGUUGUGUUGUGUGUUAGCUAACAUGUACAGGUAACUGCCAAAAUAAAGGAAACACCAGCAUAAAGUGUCUUAAUAGGGCGUUAGGCCACCACAAGCCAGAACAGCUUCAAAGCACCUUGGCAUAGAUCGGGGGGGGGGGGGCAAAGUACGGCCCGCGGGCCGUAUCCGGCCCGCCAGGCACUUCAAUCCGGCCCGCUAGACAUUUUGUAAAUGUAUUCAAUAUUAUUAUAUUUCAGUUAUGAUUUUUGGCCUAAAAUUACUUAUUCCAUGAUAUACAAACAACCUUCAAUAGAUGUCGCUGUAGCCUGGCAGCGCGCUCUGUAUUUGGGCCUACAGUCAGAUUCAGAAUGCGCUCAGUCAUCAUAGCCACUUCAUUGCUUGACGACUUUUGACGUGAAAAAUGAGUGCUGUGAAAAUGAGAAAAGUGGACUCUGAAUGUUGUGUGUUUAAAGAAGAAUGGACAGCAAAAUACUUUUUUACUAAUAUUGGACAUACAGUGGGGAGAACAAGUAUUUGAUACACUGCCGAUUUUGCAGGUUUUCCUACUUACAAAGCAUGUAGAGGUCUGUAAUUUUUUUUACAAAAAUCCAGAAAAUCACAUUGUAUGAUUUUUAAGUUAUUAAUUUGCAUUUUAUUGCAUGACAUAAGUAUUUGAUCACAUUUUUUACAUUUACAUUUUAGUCAUUUAGCAGACGCUCUUAUCCAGAGCGACUUACAGUUAGUGAAUACAUAUCUUUUUAUACUGGCCCCCCGUGGGAAUCGAACCCACAACCCUGGCGUUGCAAACGCCAUGCUCUAUCAACUGAGCUACAACCCUGCCGGCCAUCUCACCUCGUGGGGCAUCAAUGAUCAUGAGGAAGGUGAGGGAUCAGCCCAGAACUACACGGCAGGACCUGGUCAAUGACCUGAAGAGAGCUGGGACCACAGUCUCAAAGUAAACCAUUAGUAACACACUACGCCGUCAUGGAUUAAAAUCCUGCAGCGCACACAAGGUCCCCCUGCUCAAGCCAGCGCAUGUCCAGGCCCGUCUGAAGUUUGCCAAUGACCAUCUGGAUGAUCCAGAGGAGGAAUGGGAGAAGGUCAUGUGGUCUGAUGAGACAAAAAUAGAGCUUUUUGGUCUAAACUCCACUCGCCGUGUUUGGAGGAAGAAGAAGGAUGAGUACAACCCCAAGAACACCAUCCCAACCGUGAAGCAUGGAGGUGGAAACAUCAUUCUUUGGGGAUGCUUUUCUGCAAAGGGGACAGGACGACUGCACCGUAUUGAGGGGAGGAUGGAUGGGGCCAUGUAUCGCGAGAUCUUGGCCAACAACCUCCUUCCCUCAGUAAGAGCAGUGAAGAUGGGUCGUGGCUGGGUCUUCCAGCAUGACAACGACCCGAAACACACAGCCAGGGCAACUAAGGAGUGGCUCCGUAAGAAGCAUCUCAAGGUCCUGGAGUGGCCUAGCCAGUCUCCAGACCUGAACCAAAUAGAAAAUCUUUGGAGGGAGCUGAAAGUCCGUAUUGCCCAGCGACAGCCCCGAAACCUGAAGGAUCUGGAGAAGGUCUGUAUGGAGGAGUGGGCCAAAAUCCCUGCUGCAGUGUGUGCAAACCUGGUCAAGACUUACAGGAAACGUAUGAUCUCUGUAAUUGCAAACAAAGGUUUCUGUACCAAAUAUUAAGUUCUGCUUUUCUGAUGUAUCAAAUACUUAUGUCAUGCAAUAAAAUGCAAAUUAAUUACUUAAAAAUCAUACAAUGUGAUUUUUUGGAUUUUUGUUUUAGAUUCCGUCUCUCACAGUUGAAGUGUACCUAUGAUAAAAAAUUACAGACCUCUACAUGCUUUGUAAGUAGGAAAACCUGCAAAAUCGGCAGUGUAUCAAAUACUUGUUCUCCCCACUGUAAGUCUGAUAUGUCAAGAAAGUGUUGCUGUUUUAAUAUAAUCUCAAUCGUCAUUUUUCAAGCAAGCAUGUUAAAAGUGUGUUAAAGCUGGAAAAUGUUGUCAAAGUGCUUGUAAAACUUGUCAACUUUAUACGGGCAAGUGGGCUUAACCAUCGUCAGUUCAUUCAGCUGCUCAAUGACACAGAAGCAGAGCACCAGGACUUGUUGUACCAUUCAAAUGUGCGCUGGCUAAGCCUGGGAAAAGUAUUUCGCUGUGUGUGGGAACUGAGAGGGGAGAUGAGUAUGUUCCUUGAUACGGUUGGUAAAGCUGACGAAUUCUCUGAAUUGAAAGACACAGACUGGCUGGGCGACUUUGCUUUCGGUGUGGACAUACAGUGGGGGAAAAAAAGUAUUUAGUCAGCCACCAAUUGUGCAAGUUCUCCCACUUAAAAAGAUGAGAGAGGCCUGUAAUUUUCAUCAUAGGUACACGUCAACUAUGACAGACAAAAUGAGAAUUUUUUUUCCAGAAAAUCACAUUGUAGGAUUUUUUAUGAAUUUAUUUGCAAAUUAUGGUGGAAAAUAAGUAUUUGGUCAAUAACAAAAGUUUCUCAAUACUUUGUUAUAUACCCUUUGUUGGCAAUGACACAGGUCAAACGUUUUCUGUAAGUCUUCACAAGGUUUUCACACACUGUUGCUGGUAUUUUGGCCCAUUCCUCCAUGCAGAUCUCCUCUAGAGCAGUGAUGUUUUGGGGCUGUUGCUGGGCAACACGGACUUUCAACUCCCUCCAAAGAUUUUCUAUGGGGUUGAGAUCUGGAGACUGGCUAGGCCACUCCAGGACCAUGAAAUGCUUCUUACGAAGCCACUCCUUCGUUGCCCGGGCGGUGUGUUUGGGAUCAUUGUCAUGCUGAAAGACCCAGCCACGUUUCAUCUUCAAUGCCCUUGCUGAUGGAAGGAGGUUUUCACUCAAAAUCUCACGAUACAUGGCCCCAUUCAUUCUUUCCUUUACACGGAUCAGUCGUCCUGGUCCCUUUGCAGAAAAACAGCCCCAAAGCAUGAUGUUUCCACCCCCAUGCUUCACAGUAGGUAUGGUGUUCUUUGGAUGCAACUCAGCAUUCUUUGUCCUCCAAACACGACAAGUUGAGUUUUUACCAAAAAGUUAUAUUUUGGUUUCAUCUGACCAUAUGACAUUCUCCCAAUCCUCUUCUGGAUUAUCCAAAUGCACUCUAGCAAACUUCAGACGGGCCUGGACAUGUACUGGCUUAAGCAGGGGGACACGUCUGGCACUGCAGGAUUUGAGUCCCUGGCGGCGUAGUGUGUUACUGAUGGUAGGCUUUGUUACGUUGGUCCCAGCUCUCUGCAGGUCAUUCACUAGGUGUGGUUCUGGGAUUUUUGCUCACCGUUCUUAUGAUCAUUUUGACCCCACGGGGUGAGAUCUUGCGUGGAGCCCCAGAUCGAGGGAGAUUAUCAGUGGUCUUGUAUGUCUUCCAUUUCCUAAUAAUUGCUCCCACAGUUGAUUUCUUCAAACCAAGCUGCUUACCUAUUGCAGAUUCAGUCUUCCCAGCCUGGUGCAGGUCUACAAUUUUGUUUCUGGUGUCCUUUGACAGCUAUUUGGUCUUGGCCAUAGUGGAGUUUGGAGUGUGACUGUUUGAGGUUGUGGACAGGUGUCUUUUAUACUGAUAACAAGUUCAAACAGGUGCCAUUAAUACAGGUAACGAGUGGAGGACAGAGGAGCCUCUUAAAGAAGAAGUUACAGGUCUGUGAGAGCCAGAAAUCUUGCUUGUUUGUAGGUGAACAAAUACUUAUUUUCCACCAUAAUUUGUAAAUAAAUUCAUUAAAAAUCCUAUAAUGUGAUUUUCUGGAGAAAAAAAUUCUCAAUUUGUCUGUCAUAGUUGACGUGUACCUAUGAUGAAAAUUACAGGCCUCUCUCAUCUUUUUAAGUGGGAUUACUUGCACAAUUGGUGGCUGACUAAAUACUUUUUUCCCCCACUGUAUUGUGAAACUGCAGGGAAAUUGUGUUUUUGUGCAUGAACUGUAUUCCAACGUGAAAGCUGGUCUCUCGCUCAUUUCCCGACACUGGCGGCACUGAACGCGCCCACAUCGCAGUGCCGCACUGAGACAUACAGGAGCACUUUGAUCGACCUGCAUCCGCCGCUUCUCAGACUUCACCAAGAUUGAGACUGAGCUGGAGUUUGUAUCAUGCCCUGUCUUUCGACAGUGAGAAAGCACCACCAGACACACAGUUGGAGCUCAUCGACAUCCAAUGUGACAGUGCUUUGAAGGAGAAGUACAAAACAGCAACAAUAGACCAGUUCUAUGGCUCACUGAAUGAAACAAAGUUUCCAAACAUUACAAAGUACGCCCAAAGGAUGCUUGUUUUAUUUGGGUCCAAAUAUGUGUGUGAACAAACGUUCUCAGUCAUGAAUUACAACAAAUCCUGUCACAGGUCAAAUUUAACAAAUUACCACUUGUCAGCUGUUCUGAGAAUCUCUACAUCAAAGAUGACACCAGACUUUGAUGCCCUUGCCAAGAGAGGUGACCAGACCUAUUGUUCACAUUAAGACUCGAAUAACCGUGACUGGGGUAGGCAAGGUUUAUGCUUUUUCAUGGUGAUGGUUAUGCAGUGAGAAUUAUCCAGCAAUGCACUUGGAUACAGGUAAUAACUAAUCAGUCAGAUUUGGGCUGAGGUGAUUGGAUAACUGUAAAUAUGUCUCACAAUGGAGAUGAGAAUUGUUCCUUAAUAUUCUUUAAAAAACAGACCAUUCCAAAUGAAACGGAUGCUCUUACCAUAUGUUUCACUCAAAUUUGAGAAUAGUUUUUUUUACACAUCUGCUGUUACAUUUAGCAUGUGUCCAUUCAUAUAAUAUAUAUAUAUUUUUAAGUUUGCAUAUUGUGACUGUAAGUUUGAUUGUACUUUACAAGGGUAGAGAUGCAGGAUCCGUGUGCGUGUUUGACUGUGUCUGUGAUGUUAUAAAUUAUAUCAAUUUUGUGAAAAUGUUGUGGAAAAUGUGUUCACAAAAAACAAGGGUAGAGAUGGUACAAGGGUAGACUGUUCUGCAAGCAUAUGUACACCUACAGUACACUAGUGGUUGCGUGUCAAUGUGAAAAUGAAUGAAGGCUUCACAUGUUUUGUCACGCAAAUAGUAUGUGGCCCUUCACUUGGUUUCAAAAACUCAGUGUGGCCCUUGAGACAAAAGGUUUGCCCACCCCUGGCAUAGAUUCUACAAGUGUCUGGAACUCUAUUGGCGAGGACACCAUUCUUCCACGACAAAUCCAUAAUUUGCUGUUUUGUUGAUGGUGGUGGAAAACCUUGUCUUAGGCGCCGCUCCAGAAUCUCCCAUAAGUGUUCAGUUGGAUUUACAUCGUUUUCAUGCUCAUCAAACCAUUCAGUGACCACUCGUGCCCUGUGGAUGGGUGCAUUGUCGCCAUAUGGGGUCAUAGCUAUGGUAGCCAAAAUAAUGGCUUGCCCAGCAUUUUUAUACAUGACCUAAAGCAUGAUGAGAUGUUAAUUGCUUAAAGGCCCAGUGCAAUCAAAAACGUGAUUUCCCUGUGUUUUAUAUAUACCUCCACACUGAGGUUGGAAAAAUACUGUGAAAUUGUGAAAAGUAUGAUAAUGCCCUUUUAGUGUAAGAGCUGUUUGAAAAGACAGCCAGAAAUGUCAGCCUGUUUUGGUGGGGUGGAGUUUUGGCCUGCCUGGUGACAUCACCAUGUGGUAAAUUAGUUAAUAGAACAAAAAGAAUAGAGAGUUCCAAACCUCUCUGCCAAUAACAGCUAGUUUUCAGUUUUCCCCUCCCUACUCAGACCACUACCAGACAGUCAUAGCAAAAUUCUUGCUUGAGGAAUUGCUCUUGCUAAGAAGCUAUUUUAGUUUAUUUUUGACCAUUUUGAUCGAAAACAAUCACAGGAAAUGAUUUAUUGUUACCUAGAAAUGAUUUGAUAUUGAGAUAAAAACAGCUGCAUUGGGCCUUUAAUCAACUCAAUAACCACAUCUGUGUGGAAGCACCUGCUUUCAAUAUACUUUGUAUCCCUCAUUUACUCAAGUGUUUCCGUUAUUUUGGCAGUUACCUGUAUCUUUGUGUGUGUGUGUGUGUGCAUGCUCUAGUCUGAAGGAUGCUGGCUUUCCCGUGCACCUGCUCCCUGAGUGUGUGCCGUCUGGCUGCAUGGCUGGUCAGACAUGCUGUGAGUGGCAUGGCGUCCCUGCCAACACACCUGUAGGGGCAGCCCUGGGGGACUUCCAGUGUUCUGUCUACUCCUGCAUGACUGACAGGACGGACGCAGGUGAAGUUGGGUGAAGAGGGGCAGUUCGACCUUUGAAUGUCAGUAGUAAUGCUGAAAGAGGAUUGGAUAGGUGUAAGCUAUAUAUGGUAAUAGCUCCACCUUAAACCUUCCGAUAGGCUAGGUGGAAAAUUCAGAAUUCUGUGCGUACACCUAUCCAUCUUUCAGAUCUACAUGAGUGCCUAAAUGCUAAUGAUAGGAGCUAGGGGUUGAUUAAGAAUUAACUUUUUCAAUUCAACCUUAUCAUUGAUUAUACUAAGGUAACCGUUUCUGUGCCUCUUUGCAGUUCUCAAUAUAAGCACCUCAGCCCAGCUGACCUAUGCCAUGCCACUUGACUUCACUCCGCCAAAUAUCCCUGAUCCCAGCUCCUCCAUCUCCUACUUCCCCUACUUCGAUGGCUCCUACUUGGCGGUGGCAGCAUCGCUCAAUGGAGGGAAUGUGAUGGCCACUCUUGUAGGCAUGCUGAGUGGCUGGAUGAACGAGCUAGGUAAAUUUAUCCAUAAACUUUCACUUACUGUCAUUGACUUAGUCACAAACCCUGUAAGUUUAUGUCACUUACAGGUGGCAUGUUAAGUCCAAGAGAGCUACUUAGUCAUUACACCUAUUUAAUCUUUUUACCUAUAGAGGUGGAAGUGAGCGACUCCAGCUUGUAUGAGAAGCUGAUCAGAUGUGCCCUUGGAGUGGACAGUAGUGACCUGAGGGUUAGUCCUACCAUCCUGGGGGAAAGACAUGACCUGCUCAGCCUGGGCCAGGUGUCCAACAUACACCCUUCCAACCUCUCCCUGGGCCACAUGACCAGAGCGGUGUGCCGUGGUGUUCUGGACAAUAUCACCUCCAUGAUGCACCCUGUCUUCCUGCUGGAGGCUGGAGUGCAAAGGAUCAUGGGCAGUGGGAGUGCCUUAUCCCGUAACGCGGUGCUCAGACAGGAAGCAGAAAGGGCGUUUCCUCUGCCUGUGGAAUACGGACAGGAUGUGGACUCAGCUGUGGGCGUGGCGAUAGUCUUUCAUGACAGAAUGUGAGUUAUGAUUCACACAGAGGGAUUGUUUGUUUACUUGCAUAUUUGAAUACUUGAAUUGUAUUUUUUCUGCAUGGCUAACAGUGACUAUUAAAAUCAACAUCAUGCUUAUUUUACAUUCCAGUGAUAUCCUCAGACAUGUUUAUGAAUUAAUACUAUUGGAAAUUAAUUGUGCAAUCUCCAAUCAAAAUGAUGUCUCACAUUUAUAGUAUGAACUUAAAAGUUCAAUUAGGCCUAUAGUAAGUGGUAAUUGGUAAUGUAUAGUUAACUACAGUAAAAUAAUGUACUGUAUUCAUGUUUGCAUUAGUGCACUUGACAUUUUAACUAAAACAUUGUUCUGCUACUGCUAGCUUACAUAUCAGUGUUAUUAGCAAUAAUUCCUUUGUAAGAUUUUAGUAUUGAUGAUGAUUACAACUGUUUUUACUUAAUGAUUCAAUUGUUAUGUUAUAAUGGCAUGUAAAAUAAAU